UAUAAAACAAGAAUCUUUCCAAAUACAAGUGAGAUAGAAAUAGAAUUUGAAUAUCAAGAAUCUGAAAAUAAUCUGGAUAACAAUAAGGUUGCAGAAAUUAUUACAGACUUGUUAUUGAGUAAUAAUUCUGAAGUUUCUGAAAUAGUUCAGACUAUAGAAAGAUAUAUUCAAACCGAAAGUGAUGAUAACAAAAAGCCUCCUCCUCUACUUAUAACAACUAAAGAGAUAUAUAGUACAAUACAAAUUGUUUUGUACUAUGAAGAGCAAAUGAAUUCAGAAUUUAGUCUUGAUCUCGAAGAAUUAUAA
Molecule: messenger RNA, 306 nt
Organism: Racocetra persica
Lineage: Eukaryota; Fungi; Glomeromycota; Glomeromycetes; Diversisporales; Gigasporaceae
Source: the annotation of a GenBank genome assembly